Protopolystoma xenopodis is the source of this 210-nucleotide messenger RNA. The record is from the annotation of a GenBank genome assembly. Lineage: Eukaryota; Metazoa; Platyhelminthes; Monogenea; Polystomatidea; Polystomatidae.
ACACGUGAGAAAGAGGAGGCAGCAUUGAAGGAUGAGUGGGAUCGCCAGCAAAUUUUAGCUACCAAAUCCGGUCUGCUGAUGGAGCGACAGACGGAGCGAGCGAGGCGUGAAUUGAACCAACGUUUAGCUGAGGAAAACCUAAAAUUAGCACAGCAUCAGAAGUGCAUCCAGGAAUAUCUUAAUAAAGAGGUGAACGAUAAAAUUUGUUAA